CUUAAAAGUAUUAUUGCAUUGCAGCUCUGAAGAUGGGAACCAUGUGGGAUAUGGUGAAGCCAGCUUUGUUAAUGGUUUCAGUGCAAAUUGUGUUUUCAGCUUGCAAUGUUUUUUACAAACUUGCCAUUUUUGAUGGUAUGAGUACCAUUGUCAUUACAGCCUAUCGUCUCGCCUUUGCUUCCAUUACAACUAUUCCUUUUGCUCUUAUUUUUGAAAGGAAAAGGCCGAAGAUGACAUGGAGGCUGUUUUUCCUCUUACUUCUAAGUGGAUUAUUUAAUGGAUUAUUAUAUCAAAAUUUGUUCUUUGGAGCUCUGGUUAUGGCGUCAGCAACUCUUGUAUCAGCUAUCUACAAUCUUAUUCCCUCCAUCACCUUUGUCUUGGCCGUAUCAUUUAGCUUGGAGAAAUUAAAUUGGAGAGCACCAAGCGGAAUAGCAAAGGUAACAGGAACUAUACUUGGACUUGCAGGGGCUCUACUUCUCACAUUUUACAAAGGAGUUGAAUUUGAAAUUUGGCCUUUUCAAAUCAACCUUUUGGAUCCAACAAAUAACGAAUUAGGACCUAUCACCGAAGCUACCUCUGAAUUGUUAGGUGUUUUAUGUGUUGUAAUAAGUUGUUUUUGUUUUUCAAUCUGGCUCAUAAUUCAGGCUAAGAUCAGUGAAAUAUAUCCAUGUCCUCAAUCAAGCAUAGCUUUGAUGUCAGUAAUAGGAACAAUACAAUGUUUUAUUUUAGGUUUCAUUGUUGAGAGGGAUUUAAAUCAAUGGAAAUUUGGCUGGGAUAUCAGGCUUCUAACUGUCGCCUUUUCGGGAAUUCUUGGGUCAGGAAUAAUGUAUCUUGUCAUGGCAUGGGUCAUACAGGCAAAGGGCCCUUUAUAUACGGCUGCUUUCAACCCUCUAAUGCUUUUGUUUGUGACUGUUGUAGCAUCUAUGAUUUUGGAUGAGAAGUUAAACUUAGGAAGUAUACUUGGAGGAGUCUUGAUUGUGUGUGGCUUAUACACGGUGCUAUGGGGUAAAGGUAAAGAAACACAAAAGAAGAUUAUUCAUGAGACAUUUGAAACCGCUGGUGAUACUGAAGCAACGACGCCAUUGUUGAGUCCAUGAGCAGCUAGCUCGUUGUAAAAUAUGAUAAUAGCACUCUGAAAUUCCCAUGCUUAAUUGUGGUGGUUGGGAAUAUUUGUUCUCUCUUUAAACAAUAGAAUUUUCACUUAAGAUUUGAAGAAUUUUAACUAUAUGUAUGUUUGUAUUAUAGUUAUUUUCUUUGAUUGUGGUUCAAAA
Messenger RNA from Vicia villosa (hairy vetch), 1271 nucleotides. Its product is annotated as WAT1-related protein At1g68170-like. Lineage: Eukaryota; Viridiplantae; Streptophyta; Magnoliopsida; Fabales; Fabaceae. The record is from RefSeq and is a predicted model, not a curated record. Gene Ontology annotation, molecular function: transmembrane transporter activity. The transcript has 7 exons. Bases 33 to 1097 code for a protein of 354 amino acids. Gene Ontology annotation, cellular component: plasma membrane.